Molecule: messenger RNA, 2058 nt
Organism: Eruca vesicaria subsp. sativa (arugula)
Lineage: Eukaryota; Viridiplantae; Streptophyta; Magnoliopsida; Brassicales; Brassicaceae
Source: the annotation of a GenBank genome assembly
AUGGCAUCGCAGUUUACCGGAGCAGCGCUGAAAAGGCACAGGCCCCAGGAAAAAGUCAAUAGGAGACUGAAUAAGAAGAAGUGUGAACGGUCUAUUUCGAAUACUCCAACAGGGGCUGAUCUGGAAUGCCUCGGAGGCACAGAGCAGGAGAAGAUUGAUGAUAAUCACAGUGAGGAAGAAGAUUCUGAGUGUUCUGAAACAGACGAGGAGAAUGAGUUGCGUACCAAUGGCCAACAAUCUUCUGUAGUUUCUUCUUCAUCUACCAGUGCAUUUAGUGAGCACCUUGGUCAUACAUUAUUAAGUGAAGAAGUGGAAACUUUACUAAAACAGGCAUGGAGCUUUAAAUGGAAAGCACCUGCCAUUGGCAUGCCAAAUUGCACCUGGAAAGGAACUAGACCAAAUUUUCUUCAUGUUGCUCAGAGUGAUGCAACCUACGGCAUCAAGCCUAAGUUAUUUGAGCACUGGCAUCAAUUGUACGAGGAAGCUGGAGGGGGAGAGUUUGGCUCAUCUGCAAGGAGAAGAUUCUUCUCCAUUUGUACGUAUCGGUUUCUUGCAAUCAACCUUGUUCUUUUCUUCUUCUUUUUUUCGACUAAAUAUUAUUUCAUUUUUUUUCUAGGCAACAGCUAUAUGGAUAUUUUGCAUUCUAACAAGAAACCCUUUUACAAUGGAUACCGUGGAGAAGACUCUAGUCACGUUGACGCAUACCUUAUGCAUUCUUUGAAUCACAUUUUUAGAUCUAGAGAUCUUGUCAAGAAGAAUGAAAGGAAAAUUUCCAAGCUUUGUCAUGGUGAAACUCCUGAUGAUAGAUUUCGGGACAGAGCAUUUACUAGUCCAAAGGUGCUGAUUCUAUUACCACAGAGGAGUAUUGCCUUUCGAGUUGUCAAUAGGCUCAUACAACUAACUCCCGAAGCUCACAGGGAUACUGUGGAACACCACUGCCGGUUUAAUGAUGAGUUUGGAUGUGAAGAGGAAUCUGAUGACGAUGAUGGAAAGCCUUCAAAACCUCGAGAUUGGGAAGCCCUAUUUGGUGAAGGGAACAAUGAUGAUACCUUUGUGCUAGGCAUUAAGUAUACAAGGAAGAGCAUUAGGCUUUACAAUGAUUUCAUUACCUCGGACAUGAUUAUUGCUUCCCCUCUCGGCUUAGUUUUGGUAGAUGGCUGUAUUUUUACUUCAACUCUUGAAAUUCACUUUUUUAUCAUGAUUCAGAACUGGACGCACGUUCAAACAGUUGUCACAAUAUUAAAUGAAAAGUCAUCUGCGCAUCAUAAUACUGAUAUAAAUCGUGUCCGGCCUAUGUAUCGUGAUGGAUAUGCACGGUUCUAUCGGCAGUCUAUAAUUCUAAGUUCUUAUUUAACCCCAGAUAUCAAUUCUCUAUUCAAUCACCAAUGCGUGAACUAUAAAGGAAAGAUGAAGCUGGAGUGUGAAUACAAAGGUGUUCGUCAUGAAGUGCUGCACAGUGUCACGCAGAUUUAUGAAAAAUUUGAUGCAGACUCCGUAAAACAAGCUGACUAUGCACGUCUUGAAUACUUCACCAAAAAGAUAUUCCCAAGGAUAAAAGAUUCUGUUCAGGGAGGAGUAAUGAUCUUUAUGAGUUCUAACGCCGAGUUGACCAUGCUUAGAAAGUUUUUGAGCUCCCAGAAAGCCUCUUUCUGCAUUGUUAAUGAAUCUGUAAGUCAAAAGGCUAAAUCUAGGGCACGACAAGGGUUUUUUGCAGGGAGCACGAAGAUCAUGCUCUACAAUGAGAGAGGACACUUCUAUUGGAGAUACACGAUCCGUGGCAUAAAGAACUUGAUUAUAUACUCUCUUCCGGAGCGGAAGGAGUUUUACCCUCAGAUCUUGAACAUGCUUGAAGAGUCCUAUGACAUGGAGGCCACUGUGCUUUUUUGUCCUUUUGAUGUGUUCCGGCUGCAAAGGAUCGUUGGGCAUGCUUCAGCAAAGUCACUUCUCAGCUCUCAGCAGAGGACCUUUAUUUCCAGUUGACACUCAUCCUCCGCUUCUUUUAUUGUAUUUUUUUUUCAUUUUGAAUUACGUCUCUACGCAUGAUUGAUUGGUACUGUA